AUGCGUUUCGCCUCUUCUUUUGCGCUGCUGGCGGCUCUGACCAGUGGUGCUGUCGCCCGUCAUGGUCACCGGAUCCGCCAUGAAGGCCAUAUGCGUCGCCAGGCGGAGGAAGUAGACUCGACCGUUACUGUCACGGCCCAUAACACAGUCACUUACUGCCCGUGUGAGGAGUCUUCCUCGUCGAUCAUCCCAUCGUCCUCGUCCACCCCGGCUCCCAUUGCUACUACGACCUCGAUUGAGAUUUCUACUUCUCUCGCACUGCCCACCCAGGCCGCGGUGCCUACUUCUUCUACGACCCCAGUGGUUGUGGUCCCUACCACUACUGAAGUUCCUACUACUACUGAGGUCCCUGCUACCACUGAAGUCCCUACUUCAACAUCCACAUCCUCAUCCUCCACUAGCACCAGCGAGGCCUCUACCACCUCAUCCGGCGCCAGCGCUGAUUGGAGCGCUGUCCCCUCCAGUGGCGAGUUCUCGACAUCUGGUUUCGGCGCGAGCACAAAGAAUAGCGGCUCCGGCGUUAGCUACACUGGCAACGUGGGCAGCCCCUAUGGCAGUAACAUCAUCUCCGUCGAGGCUAGCGAGGCUAGCAAUUACAAGUACGUCGUGGAGUUCUCCGGCUCUAACACGGAUGACUGGUACGUUGUGAUCUGGAACAAGAUUGGCAAGGAUGGUAAGAUGGACGGCUGGUACGGCAACGGCUGUCACGAGUUCUCCAUUGCCGCCGGUGAAACUAAGUACUACGCCUUCGACACCGACUCACAAGGUGGCUGGGCUGCUGCUAAGGGAUCGUCUAUCCCCACCGAUAGCUACGGCGGUUACGCUGCUACCUGGGGUGAAUUCGAUUUCGGCUCUACUACGAACUCUGGCUGGUCCGGCUUCGAUGUCUCCGCCAUCCAGGCCCAGAACGCCGAUCUUACCGUCCAGGGAAUGAAGAUCUGCAGUGUCUACAAUGAUUCGACUUGCUCUACGAUUACAUCUGGACUGGCUUCCGUUGUCAACGCCUACACUAGCGCCUUGGCCUCGGAGGAUGGCAUUGGUGGAAACCUGGUUUCUGGUGCCGUCCGCCUGGCUGUCACCCUUGACUACAGCUCUUAA
Messenger RNA from Penicillium waksmanii, 1098 nucleotides. RefSeq lists its product as uncharacterized. NCBI's taxonomy places the organism in Eukaryota, Fungi, Ascomycota, Eurotiomycetes, Eurotiales, Aspergillaceae. Gene Ontology annotation, molecular function: IgE binding. Gene Ontology annotation, cellular component: extracellular region. The transcript has a single exon. Bases 1 to 1098 code for a protein of 365 amino acids. The record is from RefSeq and is a predicted model, not a curated record.